Tricharina praecox is the source of this 1956-nucleotide messenger RNA. Its product is annotated as putative DNA-directed polymerase kappa. Gene Ontology annotation, molecular function: damaged DNA binding; DNA-directed DNA polymerase activity. The transcript is spliced from 8 exons. Lineage: Eukaryota; Fungi; Ascomycota; Pezizomycetes; Pezizales; Pyronemataceae. Gene Ontology annotation, biological process: error-prone translesion synthesis. Bases 1 to 1956 code for a protein of 651 amino acids. The record is from RefSeq and is a predicted model, not a curated record. Gene Ontology annotation, cellular component: nucleus.
AUGGCCACUGAUGAGAUCCCGUCACUCGGUGGAAUUCUGCCCGCCGAUAGAACCCCAUCGAAUAAAAAUGCCAAGCACCCGAGCCCUCCAGCUGCAGUCCCGGCAAACACGACCGGCGGCGAGCCCCCCUCAGAAUCCCGCUCAUCACUCCACUACUCCCUUCUCGGGCCCAGCCUGUUGAAGGCCGGGCAGGAAGGCGUCGACCAGACUCGAGUCAGUGAGAUUAUAUACAAUGCGAGCAAAGGGUCCAAGUUUUUUAGCCAUGAGAAGAAACGGGAUGAACAACUCACGGAACGUAUCGAGACCUUGCUGAAGCGGAAGGUGGAGCUGGAGAGCGGCGGGCUGGCGGGCGAGAUCAGGAAGGCGGAUGAACAGAUCGCGCUGUUGGAAAGCUCGAGAGAUCUGUCGCAGAUAAUCGUACACGUUGACUGCGACGCCUUCUACGCCUCGGUAGAAGAGCUGGACCGGCCCGAACUCAAGAACGUGCCCAUGGCCGUCGGCGGCGGUGUACUCUCAACCUGUAACUACACGGCGCGGCAGUUCGGUGUGAGAUCGGGGAUGGCGGGGCAUAUCGCCAAGAAGAUAUGUCCGCAGCUCGUCUUCGUAAAACAUAAUUUCGAAAAGUACGGAGCAAAGGCAGAAGAGAUCCGCGCCAUCCUGAAGCUCUACGACCCACGAUUUGAGAGUGCGAGUAUGGACGAGGCCUAUCUCAACCUUACCCAAGUCUGUCCACCCCACCCCUCAUACACCCCCGAAACCCUGGUAGAACACAUCCGCGCGUCAGUGCUGGAGACGACCAAGAUCAGCAUCAGCGCCGGCAUCGCUCCGAACGCAAAGAUCGCCAAGAUCGCCUCCAACAAGAACAAGCCGAACGGGCAAUUCCGCAUCCCCAACACCCGCGCAGACGUAAUGUCAUUCAUGUCCACGCUCCCAGUGCGCAAAGUCAACGGGGUCGGGCGGGUCUUUGAGCGGGAGCUCGAAGCAUGCGACAUAAAAACCUGCGGCGACAUUUAUACCCACCGCGGACUCCUCCGACCUUUAUUCGGGGACAAAGCGUGCACCUUCCUCCUGAACUGCUAUUGCGGGAUCGGGCGGACGGUGAUCCGCCCCGCGUCGGAGUACGAGCGCAAGAGCGUGGGCACGGAGAGCACGUUCCGCGAUCUUUUUGGCGCGGAAAAGCUGCGCGAGAAGCUGAGACAUACCGCCGAGGAGCUGGAGAAGGAUUUGGUCAGGACUCGGCUCGCUGGGAGGGUGUUGGUCCUCAAGGUGAAGCUCCAUACGUAUGAGGUCUAUACGAGGCAGAGGAACUUGGGAAGGCUGGUGCACGGGAAGGAGGAGCUGUAUAAUCUCGCCCUGCCGCUGCUAACAGGGCUGGAGGCAGAGUUUCCGGGGCUGAAGCUGCGGCUGAUGGGACUGAGAGUCACGGGCCUGGCUAGUAUCAAGGACGGAAAGGGGAAGACGGUGGAUAUGCAGAAGUGGCUCACAAGCAACGCUCCUGCACAACCCCCACACCCCCCACCCUCACCCAAGAAGCGGAAACAAGACUCCUCCACCGCCGACGCUGACGCCGACGAGUGGGAAGUCUGGCCAGAGGAGGAGUUCGAGCGUGCUCAGCAGGCCGAGGAGGAGGAGGGAAUGCAGCUGACGCAGGAGCUCUCCGACGAGCUGGAUGCCGCCUCAGCCACCAACCCCGUCCCCCUCCCCGCCACCCUCCCCUUCCCCGCCCCCGAACUCGACCCCGAGACCGAACCAAUGUCGUGGCAGUGCCCCAUCUGCGCCACCCUCCAGCCCGCGGACAAUACGCUGUUCAACCAGCACGUCGACUUCUGCCUGUCGAAGGAGGCGAUUCGCAGCGCGGUAAAGGAGGCGUCGGCUGCGCAAACUCCAGUGCUGGGUGGAGAUGCACAUUCGAGGAAGAGGCGGAGGUUGGGGUUUGCAACGGGGCAGAAACGGUAG